Molecule: messenger RNA, 2791 nt
Organism: Acanthochromis polyacanthus (spiny chromis)
Lineage: Eukaryota; Metazoa; Chordata; Actinopteri; Pomacentridae
Gene: tubb1
Product: tubulin, beta 1 class VI
Exons: 4
Coding region: 40-1464 (474 amino acids)
Biological process (GO): mitotic cell cycle; microtubule cytoskeleton organization
Cellular component (GO): microtubule; cytoplasm
Molecular function (GO): structural constituent of cytoskeleton; GTP binding; GTPase activity
Source: RefSeq, a predicted model, not a curated record
CAGACCCCCAGCUGUUCUGCGUAGUGUAGCCUGAUCAUCAUGCGUGAAAUUGUACAUCUGCAAAUUGGACAGUGUGGCAACCAGAUCGGCUCAAAGUUUUGGGAAGUGAUCAGUGAAGAACAUGGGAUCAAUGCAGUAGGACUUUACGAAGGAGAGAGUGACCUCCAACUAGAGAGGGUCAACGUCUACUUCAAUGAAGCAUACGGUGGUAAAUAUGUUCCCAGGGCCCUGCUUGUGGACCUGGAGCCUGGCACCAUGGACAGUGUCAGAGGAAGCCGCAUCGGGGCCCUUUUUAGACCAGACAACUUCAUCCAUGGGAACUCAGGAGCCGGGAACAACUGGGCGAAGGGCCACUAUACCGAGGGGGCCGAGCUGGUGGAGCAGGUGAUGGACAGAGUGAGGAAUGAGAGUGAAAGCUGUGAUUGCCUCCAGGGUUUCCAGCUGGUUCACUCACUGGGGGGCGGCACUGGCUCCGGCAUGGGAACCCUCCUCAUCAACAAGAUUCGUGAGGAGUACCCCGACCGCAUCAUGAACAGCUUCAGCAUCAUGCCAUCGCCCAAAGUCUCUGACACGGUGGUGGAGCCCUACAACGCUACGCUGUCAGUCCACCAGCUCCUGGAGAACACAGACGAGACCUUCUGCAUUGACAACGAAGCCCUGUACGACAUCUGUUUCCGCACGUUAAAGCUGACCACACCGACCUACGGCGAUCUCAACCACUUGGUGUCCUUGACCAUGAGUGGGGUCACGACCUCUCUGAGAUUUCCGGGACAGCUCAAUGCAGACUUGAGGAAGCUUGCUGUGAACAUGGUGCCCUUCCCUCGUCUCCAUUUCUUCAUGCCAGGCUUCGCUCCUCUGACAGCACGUGGCAGCCAGCAGUACAAUGCCCUCACUGUGCCCGAGCUCACCCAGCAGAUGUUUGAUGCCCGCAACAUGAUGACGGCCUGCGACCCGAGGCGGGGGCGCUACCUCACGGUGGCCGGUGUCUUCCGUGGUAAGAUGUCCACCAAAGAGGUAGACGAACAGAUGCUUGCAAUCCAGCAGAAAAACAGCAACUACUUUGUGGACUGGAUCCCCCAUAACGUCAAGGUUGCCGUGUGUGACAUCCCACCACGAGGCCUCAGAAUGGCCUCCACGUUCAUCGGCAAUAACACCGCCAUUCAGGAGAUAUUCCGCCGACUGGGCGAGCAGUUCUCCCUGAUGUUCCGACGCAAGGCUUUCCUCCACUGGUACACAGGAGAAGGUAUGGAUGAAUUGGAGUUCACUGAGGCAGAGAGCAACCUCAAUGAUCUGGUGUCAGAGUACCAGCAGUACCAAGACGCCACCGCUGAUCUAGAUUGGGAACCAGAGGAGGAGGAAGAAGAGGAGAGACCCUCAUCAUCAGUGACCAGACAGGUUCAGUCUCAGGUGGAGGUUAAACUGGAAACAGUGGCAGAAACGAUCACAGAAACUGUAGAUGAGUAGAAAAUAAAGGGGUACAGAGUGGCAUGUUGGUUUGACUUUAUGUGGCAUGGAUGGAGAAAACAUAUGUGGGAUCGGUGGUCCGAAAAGGGAACUCUUCAUUUGUAGUUAGUUAUUUUUUUUAAGCAGUGCACCAUAUUUUAAUAAUGCUAAUUGUCUAAUUUGUAUUCUUCAGAUGACUUGUGUGUUUGUAUGUUUGAUUGGAGAAAUAGCUUUUCUUAUACAGUAAAUUUUUAUCAUGAACCUUUUUUUGCAUGUGUAUAUACAUAUAUAUUAUUUUACCAGCUUAUUAUAAUCCACAGCUUUUAAAAUAAAAUUGUGAUGUUUGCACUGUUUGCAUAAGUUAUGACGGUAAUUAAAAAGAGUAAAACUAAAUAGUGAUGAUUUCAAACAAAUGAGAGUUUAUUAAAUUUUUUUAAAAUUCCUUUUUCGUAAAGUUAAACUGAAACAAACUUUUAUCUGCAGUGAUGGACAUUACUCUGACAGCACACUCACAGCGAUACCGUUCAAGGCUGUGACAGUUUCCUCCCACUAGUACGAGUCUGGGACACAGAGAUUAUACAUAACUUGGCCAGUGUGUCUGGACUCUGAGAUAAGCCCACGUGACGUGGAGAUGUCCCAGCGCUACUCAGACGGAGGCAAAGUCGGCCAGACUCCUGUACAGGGUUAAAGUAGAUGCAUGUAACUCGCAUGUGAAUAUAGGUUAUGGUGACAAACACAGCAUUGCCCUAUAAUAGAAAAUUACAGAUUAUAAGGUAGCAGUGAAGCCAAUAAGGAAAAAGUUCUCAGAUUUAAGGAAGUGAAAUUAGUAUGAUUUACAAAUUGUUACCAAAGAGAGGAAUUAUUUUAGCCUUUUUGAUAGUUUGAGCAGGUGACAUUACUGUUUCAUUAAUUUGAUUGAAUAAAAAAACAACUAAAAGCUGUAUGGAGCUUUUAAAAACUACUUGCUAGUGCUUUGCAUUGCUAGAGAUAAGGACACUGGCAUUCAGCAGAGAGCAUUCAAAGCACCAAUGACUCCCAACCUUUGAAACUUGACUUAAAAUGAAGCAAUGUGUACUUGUUAGUUGCAUAAAACCUCCAGAUUGUGACCAAUGUCAAUAUUUUUUUCCACAAAGUCUAUACGAAUGAAACAGCAACAGGUAAAUAUAAAAAAUAAGUAGAAUUUUCUGUAACAGCGACAUUUUCCUUUUUGGAUUUGUAUUUUGUUUAUUAUCUCAUGACUCCCCAGGUUUGUCUUGUCACCCUUUGUGGGAACUAUUAAUUUGAAAAUAAUCAGAUUAUGUUUCUGUAACUUCAUAUCUGCAGAAAGAAAAAUAAAUAAUCCAUCAAG